GCGAUAACCAAUUUUCUGGGGCAUAUAAACGGGGUUGUUUGAGGUUGUUUGACGAAGAUUGUGCCAACACGGAACUAUCUUUUGUACGACAUUUUCGUCCGUAUUCCUCCUCCAAGGCACUUUGUGCUCUCUCUGGAAUUAUUGCCUUUUCAUUUGUUGGCGCGCAGUCGCUCCCACCGCACACUCAUUCCAUUGGCCUCAUCAUAAUGACUCGUUGUAAUGUGGCAAACAAGCAUAUACCUGUGAAGAAGGUAUUUUGCAGUGUUGCACAUAAAUCUGAUUCUCCGUCUCUUUUGGACAACAACAAUAACGAGAAUGAGCAACAGGAAUCCCGCUUGCUCGCUGUGAUACAACUAAAGGACAUGAAUGAUCAAUCAUACUGUAACACAAACGGUUCCCUCAUUCUAAAAGGUGAAUCGAAGAUCCACGCACUUAACUGUGAUGAUACCGACCAACCCAAGGAAAGAUGUUCGCCGAAGGAAUUACUCCUCAAAAGCUGGAAGUCUGCUGGUGUACUUUUCGAUAGUGAGCGACCAAAACGCAUAUUUGACCGUAGAAGAGAGACGAGAACUAGAACCAACUCUGAUGUUCGAUCAUACGAGAAAGGUAUUGUCAGCGGUGUGGUAAUUAAUGAAAUCGGUGAUCAGCAAAACUGCGAUUUUGACCAGGAAGACAAGAAAACACAGCUGGAGCCUCCACGUGAUAAAGGUCAUCCUCCAACUCUAAAUGAUCACGAUACUCAUGUGGCUGUACUUCCCUACACACGGCUGCUCAACGGAUGCACUGAAGAACGAGGUGAUAGUGAUUCCAGGCUUGAAUGUCCAGAUGUCCUGGGAAGUACGGAGAUUUUAUCGAACCCAAGAGGUGAGUGUCUCAUAUCAAGUGAGACAAGCACUCUAAAUCACGCCCCUGAAAUUGAGGCUUCAGACACCGAAAGUCAACAAGGUGAUCUGGUGUAUGAGGCAGAGCGACCACCAUCUACUGAUGGAAAGGAAGUGGGUAAUGACGCGAAGGUUUUGGGUGGCGCAGCUGAGCACAACGGCACAAAUCUAAUUGUGAAUUAUUUGCCGCAAAACAUGUCUCAAGAGGAAAUACGGAGUUUAUUUGCUACAAUCGGUGAGGUGGACAGUUGUAAACUGAUACGGGAUAAAAGCACAAGCCAAAAUCUCGGCUACGGAUUCGUAAACUACAUUCACUCUAAAGACGCGGAGCGUGCGAUUGAAAAGCUGAAUGGAUUGCAGUUGCAAAACAAGACAAUCAAGGUUUCCCUCGCGCGUCCCAGUUCGGAGUCGAUAAAGGGUGCCAACUUGUAUAUAUCAGGUCUACCUUCUUCGAUGACUCAAAAGGAGUUGGAGGAGCUAUUCAACUCAUGCGGUCGUAUCAUCACUUCACGAAUACUGUACGACAGUAACACUGGUUUAUCUAGGGGAGUCGGAUUCAUCCGAUUUGAUCAAAGAGCAGAAGCGGAACGAGCAAUCCGAAAGCUGAAUGGAAUCAUUCCGGAGAACGCUGCUGAACCCAUCACCGUGAAAUUGGCCAACUCUCCCUCGGCUGUAACAACCAACCUCGGAUCCGGUGCCAACAACAAUUUUGGAUUCAGAAAUACUAUGAACGGUAAUCUCAAUUACACGAUGAAUGAGUUUGCAUACAGCUCACCAGUUGGGGAUGCACUUCUUUCGGAGAAAUCAGGACACGCGGCUUUUGCUGCUAUGCUGCUGCUUCAACAGGCCACUUCACAGACAUUGGAUCCUUUCCAUCAGCUAACUCGCGUUCCCCGGCUUCCUCAUCUGCUACCGACUGCUGGUUCGCUGCUGCCGCAACCCCAUCCAUUCCACAAUCAUCCCCAUCGUCCACCAAGACAAACAACACUCCCACGAUCUGUCACUGCUUCGACAAGGCGGUCAUUGGUCACCGGAUCGUCAAUCUCAUCCUCCUUCCCGCAUCAGCAGACUUCGACUCAACUGGCCUACACUCGUCCCUGCAACGGACAGAGGAAUUCCGUUAGGUUGAAUCAUCCUAUAUCCACAGCAACCAGCACUUCCCAUCCACUGGUGCCAAAUUUAUUACACAGCCAACCGCAUUUACUCCCUACUUUGCCUGCACAUUCCCAACCUGCCAUAAUGUAUCCUCGUUUUAGACUCCCGGUACACGCCCGUCCCCAAACCGUACUCGGCCCUGUUGGAGCCUUGCCGUUGAACGGGUUCAUGCACUCUACAUCUCUGCCGUUCGCUGCGUUUCCAGUUCCCGAGUCCAAUGAGCACUACACUCCCGAUCCAUACGCUUCCUGUGGUUUGAACUAUCUGCCUGCAGCCCAUUUCACCGGCUACCCGGCAUGCACGCUGACGGCCUCCGAUCCACUUCCCAUGCCGACCGCACAACCGGUCGCCCUUGGAUUCAACGUGAUGAACUUCACCAGUCCAAUAGGACUCUCAGUUCCAGGCGCUUCCAGUGAAUUUCCGGCAUAUGCACCUCCUGCGUCGCAGACGAAUGGAUACAUUACCACUGCACCCUGGUGUCUGUUUGUGUGCAAUCUGCCGCCGGAAACCGAUGACGCGACUUUGUGGCGACUGUUUGGUCCGUUCGGAGCUGUCCGAUCAGUGAAAGUAAUGCGAGAACCUGGUACCAACCGAUGUCGUGGAUACGGAUUCGUCACUAUGACUAACUACGCAGAGGCAGCUCUGGCUAUACAUCAGCUUAACGGGUUGGUUAGAUAAAACAUUUGUCCUCACUAUCUGAAAUUUAAUUGGAUGUUUAUUAGACGGUGAUAACAUGUGGCCAAACUUGUAUUUUCUAGGUUCUUUGUUACAUCAACAUCCGAACGAGACAAGUGUUAAGCCACGUUAGUUUGACCUUGCAUUUAGAUUGAUACUUUGCUGAUGAAACGUAUAGUUGCUCUGUUGCUAUUACGUGACACUAAUGUUCCAACCAACUCAGAAUAACCAUAUCUGUUUGACAAAUUACGACCCUUAGGUGCCUCCUCGGAAGUCGCAACAUUCAAGUCACUUUCAAACUGCAGUUCUGUCCCGUGUCCACAUGAACCGGUACCAUCCCUACAACCCGUCUCCUUUCGACUAUCAGGUCCGCCAGCGCCUGCAUCUGUACUAUAUUUUUGUGCUCUAAAACAUUUUCUUCUCGCAAUAAACGGACCUCUACAACCGACAGCAACUCCAUCCAAACUACUUGUCAACGUGCUCUAGCUUGGACUGCGUAUGUUACCUCGACAUGCGAAGCGCCCUUACCCUUCAUUUUUCUCGAACUGCAUUCUUGUUUACCUUCUUUUUGCAACUUGGAGAAGAGCAGUGGCACAGCCACUUUAUAAUGGUUUUUACCUUCUAAAGACUGUGAUGCAACCUAUUUUUAUCAGUUAUUAAUUUUAUCAUCCUGUCGUGAACAGGACCCUAAAAGUGACGAUCAUUUUUGCACGACCUGUUGCUCCCCUGAUUCUUCCACACACGCACGCAGACGCAAACACACCUACACAGAGUCUUUCCCCUGCUGGAUGAUAUAGUGAUUUUUUCUUUAUUCUGCACUUGUUUGGUGUUUAAAAAUUUCUCAAAACCUAUGACAAUGUACGUUCCUUUUGGUACAUCUAGUGUUCCCCUUCCUGUUUUAAACGGUUCGGUGGGCUGACACGAUCGGGAGAGGAGUUGUGUUCCCCCGACACACAGACACAAUCGCCAAAUCAGCUUAGCUAACUGUCCUCCAUCAGCUCUUCCGCUUGUUUAUCAAAUCCAAUUUUUGUCAUCUACUUGUAAAUCUGCUUAUCAUUACCUUGUAGACAGCCGCAAUCCAUAUUUCACACAGCCAACUCCAUAUUGAAUGAAGUUCUACAUCCUCCUCUGUUUCACCUUAUUCCUUCGUUUGGAAAAUGUGAUUCCUCUGCUAAUUAAACUUUUGCUGAAAAUAAUCAUGUUUCGGUAUAUAGCUGAUGCAUUUAGAUUAUCCAAUUAUCAGCAACGUGCAAACAUGUACUGCUUAUCUUCCCUUUACUUUCAAGAUAUACUUUAAAUAAUUUUCCGUUUCUUUAUGUAAUCUCUUUUUUAUGCCCCGCUGACACACCAGCUCCUUCUUAUUAAUUUGUGAUGAAUAUGAUCUAUGUGUACUGUUCCACGAAAAUGAAACAGUUUGGGACGAUUUGGUUUGGGGGAUCUCUUUCUCUGGUGACAAUCGCCCAAGCAUGAACAAGUUUGUCGGUAUACUUAUGUGAAACCAUGUGAUCUGACCCCCGACUAACGGUUAGCUACUUCUGGUCGCCCAGAAACAUUAUAUCUUUCCCCAUUUGUUACUUGUGCCGGUUCCAUACUGCUUUUUCUGAGCACACAUAACUAAGGUUUUAACUUAAACAUUCUCCUUCUAUCUAGUCACUUUUAAUGUAUGCUUUAGUAUUUCUAUCCCGAACAUUUUCCCAUAUUCAAAAUCAUUUCGGCUACCCAUGUUGUUAGUGCGCCGCGCAUUGAUCACACAUCUUCAUCGGCUUAUCCUCCUGUGUUGCUGUCUAAAAUUUGUCACAUUUUGAUCUGUAAUUAUGCUGCUAUUGGAAAGUCGAACCGUAUGACGCUUCCCACUUCAUUUGCACUGCUCCCCUAUGUAUACACCGAUAAACAGAGAAUGGACCGGAACACUGAAUUGCAAAAGGAAUAUGACACUCCCGUUUCAACCCGCAUUUGCAUAAACUCGAACCUAUACUUUAAAAUAAAAUAUGUUGUUGAUCAUGCUUGCUAAUUUUGUGGUGGACAAAAAUGCACAUGUAUAUUUUCGGCCCCAAAACUUGGUUUCCAAGUGUUUAUUCUUGAGGAUAGUAAUGACCCUCUCACCGGUGACUGCAUGGACGAUCCUAAUGCCUGGUGAUGAAUUGUUG
This is a messenger RNA of Dicrocoelium dendriticum, 4858 nucleotides long. Lineage: Eukaryota; Metazoa; Platyhelminthes; Trematoda; Plagiorchiida; Dicrocoeliidae. The record is from the annotation of a GenBank genome assembly.